CUCCAUGGUACAAGAAGUGUCAUGCCUGCACUUCACCUGCCGCUGCCCAAAAACUGGUGCUGGCUUUUAUGGACCCCAAGUUCGCCGGAAAACCAAUCGCCUCCGCCUCAUAUUACCGCGGUGGACAGAUGGACAUCGAACAGAUGCCUGAAACACCCAACCGAGGCGCCCACCACCGCCGAGCCCAGUCAGAGACGUUCUUCCGUUUCCCAGACGAAGACAUCCUUCUAGAUGAUGUUGUUGCCGACUUUAAUUUCGCCAACAUCGACUUACCAUCUCUCUCAUCCGACGCUCCCAUCCCCACAACCACCGGUGAAUCAUCGUCUAAGUCAGAGGGAGAGUCCUCCGACGUCAACGCCGUCAAAUCGACGGCGAGUAGACCGCCGGGACCCGUUAAUCAUAUCAGAAGCCUCUCUGUGGACGCUGACUUCUUCGAUGGGUUAGGUUUAAGCUCCGCCGCUGAGGCGAGCGGUGGGUAUCGUCAUAGGCAUAGUAAUUCGAUGGAUGGGUCUGCUGCAUCGUCGUUUGAAGGGGAUUCGAUGUUGAUGAUGUUGGAUAAUUCGAAGAAAGCACUUGCCCCUGAUAAACUAGCUGAACUUGCUUUGAUCGAUCCCAAGAGAGCUAAAAGAAUUCUUGCAAAUAGACAAUCAGCUGCACGUUCAAAGGAGAGGAAAAUAAGGUAUACAAGUGAAUUGGAGAGAAAAGUACAGACCCUUCAAAACGAGGCAACAACAUUGUCUACCCAAGUGACAAUGCUCCAGCGUGAUACAAGUGGACUAACUUCUGAGAACAAAGAGCUCAAGCUGCGGUUACAAGCCUUGGAACAACAAGCAAAACUUAGAGAUGCUUUGAACGAAACCCUAAGAGCAGAAGUGCAGCGGCUCAAAAUCGAGACCGGUCAACUGCCGCCACUUAACGGGAUGAACUACCACCACCACCGCUCAUUGCCGCCUCAAUAUUCAUCACACCAACAAACAUUUCAUCACUUUGGCAAUCAGAACCCUCAACAGCCGCCACAACAGCAGAUUCGACCGCCUGAUGCCGCCACUAACCGCCCGCCCAAACCGACCUUCAUGGACUUUAAUUAACAAAUAUCAUAACAUUUUCGGGUGCAUUUGGGCUUUGAGGGCUUUUUGGUAUUAUAUCAUUUUGUAGAUAAAAAUGGGAUGUGUGGACGCAUGUGAUAGUUAUUUGUUAUAUAUAACUUAAAAGUUUUUUUUUUAUGAAACUUGGGAUGAUGAU
Molecule: messenger RNA, 1242 nt
Organism: Lactuca virosa
Lineage: Eukaryota; Viridiplantae; Streptophyta; Magnoliopsida; Asterales; Asteraceae
Source: the annotation of a GenBank genome assembly